Messenger RNA from Trichoderma atroviride IMI 206040, 1007 nucleotides. NCBI's taxonomy places the organism in Eukaryota, Fungi, Ascomycota, Sordariomycetes, Hypocreales, Hypocreaceae. The record is from RefSeq and is a predicted model, not a curated record.
UUCCCGGCGCUUCCUGGGCUUUUUCCAUUUUGCUUAGUUGUCUGGGGAAUAUUAUUUACAAAAGGUCCCCCGUCUAGCGCCGCACAAGUGGCCAUACAGCAGCUGCCUCUUAUCCUUUUCUCGAUAUUGACACACUCCGCGGCACUAUUCCGUCCGCUGUGCCUGUUCGGUCAAGAGACGGUGGCUCACCGACCGGCGCUCUCGUUCCGAGUCGCAUCAUCAAGCUGCAACCUUGCGUCAAUUGGGCUUUCGCUACAGCCUCUUUAGAUCCUUGAAGAAAUACUACGCAUCCCAGCGCUGGGAUAUAUUGCCCUUCCUCUCGCUCAUACGCAUAGACAGACACUCCCCUCAUAUACAACAUGUCUGACGCUCCCGCCAAUACUACCUCUGCCUUACGGCGUCCCUCCACCAGCUCCGAGACGUCCUCCCUCUCCUCGGCCUCAACCGCCUCCACCGCCUACACCACUUACUCUUAUACCAAGGAAGGCCAGCCGCUCCUCGACAUCCACGAGAGAAAAGCCAAGAGGGGCCUGCGCCAAAAGGCUCGCGACAUGGUGCACGACAUGGGCAACCCACCCACUGCGCGACAAGAUGCCAAGGACGGCAAAGAGACGCUUAACCAUGCUCCAUUGGGCGGCAUGAUAGGCGAACCCAUGAUGAGGCCAGGCAAGAUUUAGAUGGAUACUUGUGCGUCUUGUGGCUGGCUGGUAAUAUCUGCCUGUCUGUCCAUUGGCUCGAUGGGGCAAAUACCGUUGCAUUGCAUUGCAGCGCUGUAUCUGGACAAAGAAAAUUAUCAUGAUGGAAAUGAAAUCUGAAAAAAGGGUCUCGGCGUUUUGUUCUUGUCUCUGAUGGAUCGCUUGGGUUUAUGUUAUUAUUUUACUCUUUAUGUAUGUCUUUGAAAGUUUUAGUUGGUGAGCGCCAUGGCUAUUGUUUAUUCUCUUCUUACUUGAUUCUCUCUUUGAAAUGAGAAAAGCAGUGUGAAUGAACGUGAGGCGCUUGACCUGCUU